AUGACACAUGCAGACGUCGACCAGGGCAAGCGUGAUGGCUACCCACGACCAUUUCCCAAUACGCCAGACAAUGUGUUCCAGCAAUUUAGCAUGAAGGGCAAAGUCUCUGCAAUUACUGGUGCUUCCGAUGGAAUUGGCUGGGCUGUGGCCGAAGCACUGGCCGAAGCUGGAAGCAAUCUGGCCCUGAUGUACAACAGCAACAGUGCUGCUGAGAGCAAGGGCAAACAGCUCGCAGAGCAGUAUGGUAUCAAAGUGAAGGCCUACCAGCUGCAAGUUACAGACCCGGUCAAGGUUGAGGAGACUGUCAAUCAGAUCGUCACGGACUUUGCCAAGCUGGAUGUAUUCGUUGCUAAUGCGGGAAUGGCCAAUUCGAAGCCCAUAUUGGAGCAGAGUAUUGAAGAAUACAGGGAACUGGUGUCUGUCAACCUUGAUGGAACCUUCUAUCAGGCCAAAUUCGCAGGACAUGUAUUCAAGAAGCAAGGUUUCGGCAAUCUCAUACUGACGUCCUCGAUAUCUGCUCAUAUCGUGAACGUACCCAUCGAUCAACCGGUCUAUAAUGCCACCAAAGCUGCUGUUUCACACCUGGGAAAAUCUUUGGCUCGCGAGUGGCGAGAAUUCGCGAGGGUCAAUAUUGUGUCGCCGGGUUUCUUCGAUACGAAGCUGGGAGCGGGACCAGGAGUGCGGAACGAAGCAUACCGCAUGGCUGUACUUGGGAGGCAGGGUCACACGAAGGAGAUCAAAGGAUUGUUCCUCUAUCUGGCAAGUGAUGCGUCAUCCUACCAGACCGGUUCUGACGUGAUUAUUGAUGGAGGCUACACAUUGCCAUAG
Messenger RNA from Pseudocercospora fijiensis CIRAD86, 828 nucleotides. RefSeq lists its product as uncharacterized. Gene Ontology annotation, cellular component: intracellular anatomical structure. Gene Ontology annotation, molecular function: oxidoreductase activity, acting on NAD(P)H, oxygen as acceptor. The record is from RefSeq and is a predicted model, not a curated record. The transcript has 4 exons. NCBI's taxonomy places the organism in Eukaryota, Fungi, Ascomycota, Dothideomycetes, Mycosphaerellales, Mycosphaerellaceae. The coding region runs from base 1 to 828 and encodes 275 amino acids.